CCCCCCGCCUAGAGGUCCGAUCCAGUUCUGACGUAAGUACGUUGUUUCACGAAAAAAUCAGGUUUGGAUCGUGAACCUCCGUUGGUCCGUUGGAGGACGUGGCGGACGGAAGAGUUAGUGUAGGCCCAUCGCUCGUCUCGACCAGACCGCCCAUCGUGGAUUCCCGCCCCUAACUAAGGCCACAGCACGGGACCCGUCAAAAUGGCGCCGCCCACCGUCCGGUUCACGCAGCUUUUCAUCGACAACGAGUUUGUGGACGCGUUGUCCGGACGCACGUUCGCCACGCUCAAUCCGGCCACCGAGACCGAGAUUGCCCAGGUGGCCGAGGCCGAUGUAGCCGAUGUCGAUCGAGCCGUGCCCGGCGCUCAACGGGCCUUUACGGGCUCGGCUUGGCGCACGCUGGACGCCUCCCAACGCGGCCAACUCUUGCACGAACUGGCGGCGGCCAUGCAUCGCGCGGACUACAUUGCCGCCUUGGACACGCUGGACAAUGGCAAGCCUUUGGCCACGUCGUUGGAGGACGUGGCGGCCUCGGUGGAUUGCUUGCGCUAUUUUGCGGGCUGGGCCGACAAGAUCCAUGGGCAAACCAUCCCGGUAGACGGCUCUUUCUUCACCUUUACGCGUCCAGAGCCCAUGGGCGUAGUCGGGCAAAUCAUUCCCUGGAAUUACCCCGUGGCCAUGUUGUGCUGGAAAUGGGGGCCGGCCUUGGCUGCGGGCUGCACCUUGAUCCUGAAACCGGCCGAGCAAACCCCGCUCAGCGCCCUGUACAUGGCCCACUUGGCCCGGGAGGUGGGCUUCCCGGCCGGCGUAAUCAACGUCGUGCCCGGCUUCGGCCCCACGGCUGGGGCGGCUAUGGCCCAUCAUCCCGACAUUCAGAAGGUGGCCUUCACGGGGUCCACGGAGGUAGGCAAGCUGAUCAUGCAAGCUGCCGGGGCCAGCAACUUGAAGCGGGUCUCGUUGGAGUUAGGCGGUAAGAGUCCGUUGGUGGUGUUCGAUGACGCCCACGAUCUGGACGAGGCGGUGAAAAUCUGUUACGACGCCAUCUUCGCCAAUCACGGCCAGAACUGUUGUGCGGGUUCACGGACGUUUGUUCAAGCUGGAAUCUACGAUCAGUUUGUGGCCAAGGCCAAAGCCAUGGCCUCGCGUCGAACGGUAGGUGAUCCCUGGACCGAGGUCGAUCAAGGUCCCCAGAUCGAUCGAGCUCAGUUCGACAAGAUCUUGGACCUCAUCGAAAGUGGAAAGAGCCAGGGCGCCAUCCUCGAAACGGGAGGAAGUCGUCACGGCUCCCAAGGCUUCUUCGUUGAGCCUACCGUGUUUUCCGGGGUCCAAGAUGACAUGCGGAUUGCUCGGGAGGAGAUUUUUGGCCCGGUUCAGUCCAUUUUCAAGUUCCACACCAUGGAUGAAAUGGUGGAACGAGCCAAUGCCACUCAAUACGGUCUAGCCGCCGGUAUCAUUACCCGGGAUAUCAACAAAGCCAUGAUGUUCGCCCAAGCCGCUCAAGCGGGCUCGGUGUGGAUCAAUUGCUAUGAUAUUGUUGUGGCUCAGACCCCGUUUGGCGGCUUCAAGCAAUCCGGACAGGGGCGCGAACUCGGUCCCGAAGGCGUGAAGGAAUACCUCGAGACCAAAACGGUGACCAUGGCCAUACCGCAAAAGAACUCUUAACUAAUAUUUUCUGAACCCUCUAGACGAGCUACUGAAAUAUAAAAGAAAAAGGAA
Tigriopus californicus is the source of this 1716-nucleotide messenger RNA. RefSeq names its product aldehyde dehydrogenase 1A1-like. The record is from RefSeq and is a predicted model, not a curated record. NCBI's taxonomy places the organism in Eukaryota, Metazoa, Arthropoda, Copepoda, Harpacticoida, Harpacticidae. Gene Ontology annotation, molecular function: aldehyde dehydrogenase (NAD+) activity.